GCCUCCGCCUCCGCCUCCACCCCCGCGCCCUCCUACACAACCGCAGCCGGAUACACCCCCGACCUCGCCUACCUCCACGCCGCCGCCUACAUCCCCCCAUCGCCCUCCUCGCCGUCGUCCUCAACUCCCUCCUACUCCUCCUACUCCACCCCCUCCUCCGCCCUCUACUCCGCCGCCUUCCAGCAGCCGCCCCUCCCCCGCGACCACGCCUCCCUCCAUCCCCAUCCCCAUCCCCACCCCCACCAGCACGCCCUCCCGCACUCACAUCUCUCCCACUCUCAAUCCUCUCAUCCUCAAUCCUCUCAUCCUCACUCCCCCCAGCCCGCCUACGCGGUCCACAAGCGCCGCCGCGGCAACCUCCCAAAACACGUCACCGACAUCCUCCGCUCCUGGCUCAACGCCCACGUCCACCACCCCUACCCGACCGAGGAGGAAAAGUCGAUGCUCAUGCACCAGACCGGCCUCACCAUGAACCAGAUCUCGAAUUGGUUCAUCAACGCCCGUCGGCGGCGCCUUCCUGCUCUGCACAAAGAGGCCGCGGCGGCGGCGGCGGCGGCGGCAGCAGCGGCCGCCAUGCAGACGUCCAUGCCUUCUAUACAGAUCAACAAUGGCUCGAUGGGGUCUAUCAAUCAGCUGAAUCAGCUGAAUCCGAUGAAGCGGUGAUGUACAUUACUAUCUUGUUAUGCUCUUUGUUGUUAUACUGUCUUUGUUUAUACUGUCUUUAAUGGGUUUGGUCGGUCAUGUUUGUUUAGUAGGCUAGUAGUGUCUUUGUUCGGCGCUUGAUGGUUUAGUCAUUGCUUGUAGAAUGUAUAUCUGUGAUCAUCAUAUUCUGUGUAGUUGUUAUUGUAGUAGUGUUG
This is a messenger RNA of Myxozyma melibiosi, 857 nucleotides long. RefSeq lists its product as uncharacterized. Gene Ontology annotation, biological process: regulation of DNA-templated transcription. The record is from RefSeq and is a predicted model, not a curated record. NCBI's taxonomy places the organism in Eukaryota, Fungi, Ascomycota, Lipomycetes, Lipomycetales, Lipomycetaceae. The transcript has a single exon. Gene Ontology annotation, molecular function: DNA binding. Bases 442 to 663 code for a protein of 73 amino acids.